ACAAGGUCAGAGGUACAAAUAUGCCUUUCUCAAUGACAACAAUAAUGAAUUAUGGCAGUUCCAUUUAUUUAAUUGAAACGUAUGUAGUUAAUUAGCUGCGUUAUUACGUUAUAAACGUUAUUGUAGGAAAAAUAUAAAGCAAUCUGAAGUAGAUAAAUAUAGAUGAGUGGGGGUGUAACCACAGAGGCGCUAAAAGAUUCUCUUUGGAUCUCAUUCCAGCCCUGGAUGUUCGGCGUCACUGAAGGCAAGAUGUCCCCAUCCGCUCUCGUUUUGCCGUUGCUCGCCACGGUCCUCUACGCUUGGCAGGCGAGCGCAGAUGAGGACUGCCUGUCGUACGUGGACAAGAACGGCACCUGGCACAACGGGUUCGACUGCCCCCUCAUCUCCUUCUGCUGCGGGACCUGCCAGCACCGCUACUGCUGCCUGGACGACUUCAAGAUGAUCCGGGAGCGCGAGCAGAAGCGCUGUAUGCUCUUCCAGAUCAGCCCCACCACCAUGGCGGGCAUUGCCUCGUCCGUGCUGCUCUUCGUGGUGAUCAUCAGCACCUUGGUGUGCUGCUCCAUGUGCUCCUGCUGCUACAUGUACCGCCGGCGUCGGGAGCUGCGCCAGGCCACGCCCUGCGAAGGCCAACAGAUACCAAUGGCCAGUUACCCGGGCAACCCCAUGUAUGAUGCACAUGGCAAACCAAUAGGCCAGCCUGAGUACCAGUACCCCGCUUUCCCAACCGCUCCAGCACCGCCGGGCCAGCUGUCCUACCAGCCGGGCAUACCCCAGCCGUACCCCGCCAUGGUCCCGGGACCAUACCCACCCUACCCUCCAGUGAACCCAGAAUACGCUCCAUCACCACCCCCUCCGUACUCGCCACCGCAGUAUCCGGGCAACUGACGGGGCGGCGGCCAAUGGGGAGAGAGGAGGAGGUGGGGAUCCCCCCCCCCCCCCCACACAGUCUCUCUCUCCUCUGGCUCCCCCACACUAUCUUCAUAACCAAAAUUUCUGACUUGCGUCUGUUUGAUUGCCCCCCCCCCCCAUAGGAAAGAGCAUGAGCUGAGCUGGGAUGCUCCUGCGCUUAACUGGAGCCUUUCAACAAGAUGAGGGGUAGAGAUGCAGUCUGCCCCCCUCCCACCCCCCCACAAAAACAGAAAACAGCUGAGCACCCUCUGUUCUGCUUCACGACAUUUGUUACAGCAAGACACCUGCACCCCUCCAAAACAUGGCUUCACAUCACACCGUGUGCACCUUGGCUUUGUCUGGAGAGAGUUCCCAGACUGCUCCUGGAUGGCACGUUUCAUCUGCCGGGGGAAUUUCCUGCCAAGGGAUCCUCAAGACUUACAGUUUUAAUAGGAAUGUCUCUCUCUCCCUCUCUCCUGCUCUCUCCCUCUCACGUUCUCUGUCUCUCUCUCUCUCUCUCCCUCUCAUGCUAUCUCUCCCUCUCCCUGUCCGUCUCUUACUAUCUCUCUCUCCCCCUCUCACUGUUUAUCUCUGUCCCUCUCUCUCUUUACUGAGUCUUUGCCGUUUGCAUUUGCUACAUUCACUUUGGGGCACGGUGAUGCACACGCCCCGCCCCCCAACAACCCCCCACCUCCCCCGUGCGUUCGUCGUCCCCAGCCCUACAUCUGCGGGGGAUGGAUUUGGCUCAUGGCAUCCUUUUGCACACCAGUGCCAUACACAUGCGCAUAUGCACAGGCAGGCUGCAGCCUCCAGCCACAUGGACAGCUCCCUUAUCCACCCAUCACAGUCUGCUCAUUUAUCUGAUGGCUCCUGUCAGAUCCUCCAGCUUUGCUAGAAUCAAGGAAACUAAUGUCAGCAAUCUUUUUUUAUAUUGUAAGGCAAGAUAAAAUAUUGGAGUAAAUAUUUCACUGUGGCUGUGACAAACUCAGAACUGGAGUAUGUAAACUAUUUUUAUUGUGCUAUCUGCAUUCACUUACUGUAAAUGGUCUGUUUAUAUUAUAUAUUUAGCUGCAUUUUUUCAAACUUAAACUUAAAAAUUAUUAUGCAUGUUACUUAUAAUUGAGAAUUCAGUUUUAACUGUAUUCUUGUUGAGAACUUGUCCAGGAAGCUGAUUGGCAAACCAUUUAGCAUUUAUCUUGUGUCUGUGGGCCAGACUUACAGCGACUGUUCACUAGCUGCAACAUUGACAAAGCGAGGGGGGGUCAUUUUUAAAACCCCCUGAUGCCAUGGUGUUCAGUCUUGCCCUUUGAGACCUGCAGUGUGUUUUGCUUUUUGUUUUCACUUCAAACUGUCUACAAAUUCAAACUGAAGGAAACUGACUGCUUCUGGGAUGAGACACAAACUCAGCGAACUAAUAAAAUGAACCUGUGCAGUGUUGAAUGAAAGGUGCAGUGUUUCAUCAAACAGUGCUGUGUAUAAUGUGAUUGUGGUUACUACUGUUAUGACUACUGAGAGGACAACUGCACGGUGGGACACACAUUCUUAAAUAUGACCAAAUAUCCCUGCUUUUGGUUACAUCCAUGGCAUGCCCACAAAAUGGAAGCAAACGGAUCUGAGAGACAGUUGUAAAACACAACUAACCGCUCACUUGCACACUGCUCACUGGAAAGAUAGGGUCUAAUGCAGACAAAUAGCAAAGUGGUUUUCAGUCUGAACGCACCUCCAGGUGUUUAAAUGGCUGCUUUGGAAUGCAAGUAAUGUCAAAAACCAGCAGAGCCUAUGGAUCUUCAAGGGCAAGAUUGAACAGCACUGUGCUGUUCGAGUGCUUUAAGCAUGGAGAAAGCACUUCACAAAUAAAGUUAUUAUAUGCACAGUUAACAGAAUCAAGCCACUUUACAUUGGGGAAAAAAUGGAGAUUUACCUCUUAACUCUUCUGUAACUGCAUGCUAAAUCUAAAAUCUGUCAGAUGGCAGCAGGUUUCUGAAGGAGUGGCCUACCUUCAUAUGUACAAUAAAAUUGUGUAAAAUUA
Messenger RNA from Anguilla anguilla (European eel), 2917 nucleotides. Its product is annotated as protein shisa-4-like. NCBI's taxonomy places the organism in Eukaryota, Metazoa, Chordata, Actinopteri, Anguilliformes, Anguillidae. The record is from RefSeq and is a predicted model, not a curated record. The transcript has 6 exons. The coding region runs from base 163 to 885 and encodes 240 amino acids.